GCGGGUGGCGAAAUUAGUUCAUGACCUUCCAGAUAAAGAUCGUUGCCUCAUCUUCUUAGAUAAUUUCAUGGAGGUGGAACAGCUAAAGUUGGUGAAAGGCAUGAAAGAAAGGUAUGAUUGGCCAAAAAUUCGAGAGAAUUUAUUGGCCGGGGACUUCGACCAGAUCCUCUAUCGGCUGCUGAAACAGCAGAAGGAAAAUCGGGAGAGGUUACAGUUGGGGACGGACAAGGAUAAGGAGGUCUAUAAGACCUUAUCUGACAUGAGGGAAAUGAUGAGCAGUAUGAAGGAGGAACGGUUAAAACUUCAAGUGAUGAUGGCCAAGGCAAAAACUGGGAAGAGAAAAGGGAAGGAGCCUGUCACAAAAGAGAGUAGCAGUGAGAGUGAGAGCGAGGAGAAAAGAGAACCCCCUCGUAAGUUGACCAAGGCUGAGAGGAAAGCCAUGAACCAGGUACGAGGAGGGCAAGGUACUUCUCGUAAACAAGGAAAAAGCAGCAUGAACGGAGGAAAUGGAAGCGGGGAGCGACAGGUUGACCGAGGACAACAAAAUCAAGGUCAACAGACGCAACCACAGGGUGGUCGAGGCCGUGGUAGAGACCACGGAAAUGGAGGCGGACGUGGGAACUGGCAGAAAUACGUCUGCAAAUAUUGCGAUAUGAAGGGACAUGUUAUUCGUUUCUGCCAGAUUCUCGCCAAGGACAAGAAGAACCAUAUCGUCUUCACGACGAUUCGAGGAGAAGUCUUUGACUUCGAGGGAAAUCUCAUCGAUCAAGAUAUUGAAGGAGGAAUGAGAAAAAAGGCUUUUCGACGGAUGGACCGUCCUCUUCCGGCCAUGUUUCGCCUAGCUUCUCCUGAAGAAGCAAGUCUUUUUGAGUUAGAAGAAACAAUGGCUUCUCUGGAGAUUGGCGCUCAGAAUCGAGCAGAUGGAUUGAGUCGUGUUGAUUGGGACUCAUCAACGGAUCAGGCUGAGGAUUCAGUUCCUGUCGAUGGAUUCCUCGAAGGAGAAGAGUCACAGUUGAGUAUUAACUCAUACAAUUACUUGACGGAUGCAGCAACCCGGAAUGGGAAAACCAUCUGGAAUGCUCCCUGUUUCCAUCAUGUGCGAUCAGAGCUCGUGAUUGGGGAGCCGUUCAUUGAGGAAGACCCAUGGGGUGAAAGAACAUCUGAGCAAAUGAUGAAUUUGGCUUUGUCUGAUGAAGUCGAGCUCAUCAAAGAGCCGCUGACGAUUGAGUAUGAGCAUGAGCAGGCUGAUAAGACUUUCAGGAUCACUGGAGAGAUGUCAUUCCUUCUGAACUCUCCAAUUCACGAGGACCGCCUGAAAAUGAUGAAUGAAGAAGCAGAAGGCAAUGAAAUCAGAGAGACUUUCAGAGAAGGAGAGUAUGAUGGGGAGUAUAAAUUAAUGGGAAUGUAGUUGAAUGAUUUUGUAUGGGCCGCUCAGGAGGUUAUUUAUUUUGAGAUACCCGUCAGGGGGUUAAACCUGAUUCUUUUUUUAGAUAAAUUAACCGACUGAGG
Chara braunii is the source of this 1509-nucleotide messenger RNA. NCBI's taxonomy places the organism in Eukaryota, Viridiplantae, Streptophyta, Charophyceae, Charales, Characeae. The record is from the annotation of a GenBank genome assembly.